AUGGAUGUCAAUUGUUGUCCACGUAACGACUUCUCAUUUCCAAUGAAGAACAACACGAAAGAAUUUAUUCCAACAUGGCCAACAGCAUCGACAACAAUUAGCAAUGGACUAACUUCAACAUUAUCAAGCGAAAACCUGUUUGAUCCAGAACCAAAGCCUUUUCAAGAUUUCAUUCUUCGUAAUACAUCGAACAUCAUGUCACUUGAACAAUCAUGUGUACUGCCAUUUCAACAACUUGUUUUAAAUGAUAUCAAUCCUCGUACAUCACCUUCACAUCCCUUUUCAUUCAAAAACGAAGCUUUACCAUUCAGUUCCAACGUUCAAUCCAAUAUCAAUGACGAAAAUGCUCGACCACCCUGGUUGCUUUCGUUAACAGCAGCUUCUCAACCACAAUCAGCUCCACCCAUGCGUGAUAAUACAACAGAAAACAUUCGCCAUUGGAUUGGCGAUUUCGCUACCGAACAUUCAACUGAUACGAAUGGCAUUCAACAAAUUCCUUUGCUUUCGCAAAAGGUCUUCAUCGGUGGUGUACCACGUUUUGCAACUGAAGCCGAUAUUCAUGCUAACUUCGAUCGUUUUGGCGUCUUUGAAAUUCAAUGGCCAAAAUUGCAUAGUGCACACAAAGAAUUACACCGUGAAAAUGGAUUUUUUCAUAUUGUCUUUCACAAUGCGAAAUCAGUUUGUUCACUAUUAGACAACUGUUCACGACAAACGAAUAACAAUGCAUGUGCAGACUAUUUCAUUCAUUUUGAAACGGCAACUGGCUCGAGAAAAACUGUUGAAGUCAUCCCGUGGAAUAUUGGUGAUAACAAUUAUGCAUUACGGUCAGUUGAUGGUUUUGCUGCUAUUGAAGUUUGA
Messenger RNA from Adineta ricciae, 858 nucleotides. Lineage: Eukaryota; Metazoa; Rotifera; Eurotatoria; Adinetida; Adinetidae. The record is from the annotation of a GenBank genome assembly.